UCCGCCAUUAUUCCUCUUCUUCGUACUUUCAGUAAAACCCUAAUUUGCAGCGCUCGGCUGAAGAUUUCUCUGGAAUUGAAGUAUUAGAAGCUCGGAUUCGUAUUCCUGCUCGGAAAAUUCGAUCGGAAUGGGGUUUCCGGUUGGAUAUUCCGACCUAUUGCUUCCAAAAACGGUAGUGAUUUUUCUGACAGUUUUAGGAUUUCUUCGUAAAAUUGCUUGUUCUAUGGCGUCGCUGGUUGAAUUUUGGGGAUUUCGGGAGCCUGGAGCGGCGGCGUCGUACCAGUUGCCGACCGAAUCCGGCCGGUCGGAGCCGCCGCGGUCGCUGUCGGCGGUGCUCAUCCGCGAGCUACUCCCGGUGGUGAGGCUUCGCGAUUUGGCGGAGCGAGUGGAGGCGCCGGAGAAUUGUGCGGUUUGCUUGUACGAAUUCGACGGCGGCGGAGACGACGAGAUCCGGUGGCUUGCAAAUUGCAGGCACGUGUUCCACAGGAAGUGCCUGGACCGUUGGAUCGAUCACGAUCAGAAGACGUGCCCGCUCUGCCGCGCGCAGUUUGUGCCGGAGGAUAUGCAGGAGGCUUUCUAUGAGCGCCUGUGGGCGGCGUCGGGGAUUUCCGAUCUCUACGGCGACUACUCGCUGAUCGCCGCCGGCGGUUUGUAAGUUUUUCACGGCUGAUCUUUUAUUUUUAUUUUUAUUUUUUAUUUGGUAUUUUUGGGUGGUUGUAAAUAUUAGUGCAUAUUGAUGAAUAAGUCUGAUAUUUUUAUGUAAUAUUGAGUUAGGGAAAUAUCAAACAUGGGGAGUUUUUUAUUUA
This is a messenger RNA of Andrographis paniculata, 806 nucleotides long. Its product is annotated as brassinosteroid-responsive RING protein 1-like. Gene Ontology annotation, molecular function: ubiquitin protein ligase activity; zinc ion binding. The transcript has a single exon. The record is from RefSeq and is a predicted model, not a curated record. NCBI's taxonomy places the organism in Eukaryota, Viridiplantae, Streptophyta, Magnoliopsida, Lamiales, Acanthaceae. Gene Ontology annotation, biological process: protein ubiquitination. Bases 128 to 655 code for a protein of 175 amino acids.